GCAACAUGGUAUAGUCGUCUGCUCCGUACAAAUCUUCAAUGGUGCGACUGCCACUUGUCCAGUCUCGCUGUAUCAAUCUAAGAGAAUGGGCUGGAGUAGGCCUUGUCAAUGGAACAGCCACUGGGUCAUCGAAAGGGGACUUUUAAAUGGGCUCAUCUGUGAUAGAGUACCGUGAGGAUGACACUGACUCUUGAGCAAGCUGGCAGAGAAGUGGGUUACAAGAAGAGGAUAGAACAAUAACCUGGACAAGCCGUGUUACGACUCUCGCAAGAACCUAGGGUGCACGUCGAUUUAGGAGGGGAUACCUGGAUAAGCUGGAUGAUACUCAUAUUGAUGCUCCCGCGGCUUAUAGGUCCAAUUGCAGAAUGUUUCCAGCGAAUAGUAUAGGAUAAAGGUGCAUUGUGAUUGUCAACGUUCGCGAACACAGACUCUUGUUCUAGAGACCGGUACUUCCAGUUGUUGCUCAACUUAACAAACAAAAUGUCAGUUCCCGGAGAGCCAGUUGAGACCAAGAUGGGGCUAUUGUCCAUUAAAGGUGCUGCCACUGCCAUUACGUUCUUCCUCGGACUAGGGAUGUUUCUCAUGGCAUUUGCUUCCACGGAAUGGCUUGGUUUGGACGAGGGUAUAUCUAUUUCCUUGUGGAAGAGCUGUUCCAAGGACUACAAGACACAGGUGUGGACGUGUGUGGCAUGGGAUGUCUUACCAGAUUUCGUGAGAGCGGCCCAAGGAUUCUGCGUGGUCGGCAUCCUCACCUACGCCCUGUCCCUGAUGAUCCUCGUCGCCUACAUUACAGUGCCCACUCUACAGGAAACAAGAGGGGUUCUUAUAGCCUUAUGUCUACUAAUAUUUUCAGCAGGCUGUAUGACGCUGAUGGCUCUCAUCGUCAUGGGAAUCAAGGGCAAAGACUUCUGUGUAGAUAUACGACGAGAUAUCUCGAAGUUACUCCAUUACUUUGCAUUACGAGUUAACGCAUAUGGUUCCUUCUACAUCGGCUGGUCCUAUGUUAUAGCCAUCCUUUCCUCUAUCGUCACUCUAUCUAGCUUUGCCUUCUGUAUGCUGGAAUUCAUCAGGGUCAACGACAUGCCAGUCAGACAGCACUGAGUCCCGAAGAACGUUUAACCGAAACUGAGUGUCUGCUCAAACAGGUGUGUAUAAUCUGGUACUGAGCAUGCAUGGACUUCUGUGAUGGAACAUCAUGGUCAACACGUGUGUAAGGAGAGACGUAAGGACUUUCAUGACGGUUUCAAUCGUUGAGGUGUGACUUGAGUCGGGUGCUGUACACCUGGACGUUCCAUAAUGGUUUUCCACAACUGCAUGUUUCCCAUCACCAUUACCACCAAGCUGAACGUGGUGUUAUUUGAAGGUGCCAGCUCAAAGUCUACCUUAAUGUGAUCGACCAGUCCCCCAGCCUUAAUGUGUUACAGACUAGAACGUAAUGACAACAAGCGUGUAUGCUGUUUCUGAUUUAUUAUUUGGCUGUUUUUUUGUGAGAAACGUCGGGGAACAAGAUUCACUUUAACGAUAAAGCGAGUUAGCGGGCCGAGAGAAUGCCUGUUUACAAAUCAAUGAGUAAAUAGCAUGGCUUUGUUUAUGGGAGAGUUAGUUACCGAGAAUGCAACUCAUGGUAAGACUUUUUGAAUGCCAUGGAUGUGAUAUAAUGGAUGAGCGAAUGACGAAAUCAUAAACCUGAACAAACCCUGAAAUAUCACUACAGUGUUUUACAACACUAAAGCAAGGGCAUCACAUACCAAACGUAAAGCUAUCAACAAAUUAUUGACAAUUGUAAUGGACUAUGCGAAGUUAAAUACGUUUUAAUAUUAAAUCUGAAUGGGUUCCAUAUUUAAUUUAUAAAACCUGUGUAUGUAUGUCAACAUCAGAAGGCAUCCCAAUUGAUAAUGGCGAUGAAAUGAAAGGUACGAAAAAGAUGACAGGCUCCGAAAGGUCAUGGAUGAACUAGAACGGUAUACCACUUGAUGCCAGACUGUUUAUGAUGACUCCAUCAGUAAAGACCAAUCGGUCCGAUGUGUAUAUCCCGAAGAUGGAUAUAAUUUUAUAGGGAGGCUCGCUCGGAAUGAAAGCCUUAGAAAGGAUAUGGACAGAUGAUAGCGUUAGUCAAUGAAUUGACGUUAGGGUCAAUACAGUCAACAUGAAAUGAAUUCAUGACUACACCAGACAUCAGAAUGGAGACGUAGGCCAUUUCGAUGAAGAAAACAGAACGGUCUGAAAUGCCACUGGAUGGGUAAUUAAUGUCGCUUGGUGAUUAAUCAACUUUUGUGUAAAAAGAUUCAAUUUGGAUUCCCAUUUUCAGGCAUAGCCCCAGUGAAUGUUCUGUUGUGAGAAGAAAUGGAAUGUUUCUUAAUGGACGUCAGUACGAAUAGAACGAGACUGAAGUGUUCAAAUUUAUUUGGCCAUGACUCCAUUUCUUUGGCGUGAACUUUUAAGAGAAAGCCUUCUUACUAGACACAGGAUGAUGACGGAGUGUUGAUGUGUUCCGGGACCUGGCAGAGUCUAUAUUGGACAUGGAGCUACUUCCAGGCACCUCUACCAUGCCUGUAAACCGCCAUACUAUCAUGUACCAUCAUGUUAUCAUGUAUACAUGCCAAUGUAUUCACGUAGUACGGGAGACAUUGUAUGGACAUCAUACACUCAGGGCAUGUGCUAAUACCAAUUUCUCAUAAGAAACAGAGAUAGAGUAGACUGUCUUCAAAAAACAAUUGAACCGAUAUCUGAAACCGGUUUGAUAAACCGUUAUCUGCAACCGGUUUGAUAAAUCGUUGUCUAAAACCGGUAUGAUAAACCGCAAUCUGUGACGACACAAGUGCUGAGUUCGAUAGUUACCUGGAAGAGGACGGUUCAGAAAUAUUCCACAGUAGUGCUUCUGUCUUGACAAAUGUGACCAUCAACAGAGUAAAUGACAACGGAAAAUGUUAAUUACUGCUGUAACACCAGGACAGUGAACAUGAUUGAUCAGUGCCAGCGCUCCACUGAUUCCGUUAAUGUCUCAUUUUCACAAUAUCAAUUUAUCCUGCGUCUGAUAAGGACCUGCUGUACGACCAUAACGGAUCAAGUCCUGCUAAGUUGAAACCACAAUUUGUUCGUCCCUUAACGAUUCUGAGAACACUUAUUGUUACGUACAUGUUAUAGUGAAUGUCUAAAGAAGGAACAUGUGUGCUUGUUGUUAAAUACGUUUCCUUGUGUUAGAAUUUUAACGGGAUAAAUAUUUACUUUAUCGUCAAACAUUCUGACAUUGGGAUGUCUAGAAAUUUGAUAACAAUAAAUUUGACAUCAAUGACUUUAGGUUAAUUCCGUGAAAUGCUCUAUUCAAAUUAUUAUGUUGAUUUUCCAGUCGUAGUUCCAACACGGUGGGAAUAAUAAUGACAAUAAUCACACACUGAUGUUCAUUAAUGUUCUUCUUCACUGUUAGGUCUUACUCUUCAUUCAUUCCAACGAAAUAUUCCCAUUUACAUCGACCUUGAAAUACUCAAAAUACCCUGGGGUGAACAGAUAUAUACUGUGUUUGUUUAAGCCUUGAGUUGAAAUUGAGAUAAGUUAUCAUUCAAAUAUCAGGCAUCCACAUAUUCUGAAAGAAUUGUACAUUAUGGGUGAGAUUUUUCACUUCCGAGUUUACUGUGAUCUCUAUAGGCGUGUUUGGACAUAUUGACAUAAUCACUAUUUUGUUAUACUAUCCUCAAAUAUUAAACACAUCUCCUUAAUUAUGUUUAGACUUAUCUUGGGUUGGAAUAUUCGAUUGACCUUGAUUACAAGCCUUGGUUUGUCAGCACCAUCCCCGGGUUGUAAGUGAAAGGAUACUUUUUCGGUCAAUAUUUUAAAAAACACAAUUGUUUUACUAUCGGUUUCUGUGAAAGGAGAAGCUACACAAUACAACAAUUCAGAAUCCAUUUUUUUCAGGAGACCCACUAUGUAUAACGAGCAAUUAAUGUUUGGGGUAAAUAUUUUUUUCAGGAGCAUUUUUUUUAAUCCCUUGCCUCUCCACGAAUAUCAAAUGGUCGGUCCUACGUGACCUUCAUGUGACCUUCAUGUGACCUUCAUGUGACCUUCAAAAAGAUGUGAAACCUGCCGACCAUUAUUCAGAUGAACCGCCGUGAUGUAAUUCAACUCACUCAAUCUGCGUUUAUUAUACCAAAAUAAAGUCUCAUUUCUCGGGUACUACAUGAUUGUUAAGUGUCUAGAAAAGAGGUUUUCCCCUAUAUCGUCCUAUGUCAUGAUAGAACGAAAGUUUCCCUCUUCACCCGCACCAACGUCCGUACUUCACCCAAACACUACCUCUAA
Messenger RNA from Haliotis rufescens (red abalone), 4290 nucleotides. RefSeq lists its product as uncharacterized. Lineage: Eukaryota; Metazoa; Mollusca; Gastropoda; Lepetellida; Haliotidae. The coding region runs from base 481 to 1101 and encodes 206 amino acids. The transcript has 4 exons. The record is from RefSeq and is a predicted model, not a curated record.